AUGGAGAGCGGUGAACCCAGCGCACCCUCGCUACUAUCACCCGUGUCAGGCACAUCGCCAAACGCCGGAAGUUAUGCAAUACGCCAGCCACUAGCGUCAGCUAGUAGCAGCAGCAGCAGCACUGUUUCUACACAACCUGUUGCGGUUACGGCAGCGAGCAACAAUCCUUCUAAUGGCCCGGCUGGUCCGGGCCAGCAAAGUUCACUGUCACCCCGACGGCGGGCUCGGUUACAGCGCUCGGAACGUCUCCAGUCCGACCACUCGCAAUCGUCCCCGUCGUACUCGUCCUGGGAGGCGCUGAUACGGGACAGCUUCGGUCAGAUCGUUUGGCCCAUCCGCAUCACCAGCUGGGAGAUGGUACAGAGCGAUCGGGCGGGUGGUGGCAAUAGUGGUGGAACCGGUGGUACGGGCGGGUUUAUGGCUGGGGGUCGUAAUGCUUCCUACCAUGCGACCGAUUACGUUGCAGCCAGCACUUCGGCGACAGAACUCAUAUCGCGGCGUGGCGUUUUCUCCAGACGGCAUUACGGAUCAGUGGACCAGCUACCACAGUCGGAGAUUGAUGGAUUGGAUCCCAACUGUCGCCGGUUUCGGCUGGAAAAUGGCGAGUCGCUAGCCGAGAAGGACGAGGUUUUCGGAUCCCCAAGCAUUCCCAUCCUGGAGAAUCCGGAACAUCAAACACGAUGGUACUUCAAGUAUUUUCUCGGAAAGCUGCAUCAAAACUAUGUGGGUAUCGAUUCGGAGAAGAACCCCUACUUUCUGUCGAUUGUUUCGCAGGAUUCAGGCAGCAAGUGUAUGCCACUGUAUCGCGUAAUGCUGUUCCGAAAGCAGGGUGCCCAGAAGCUGGCUCUCCCGUACAACCCGCAGCAGAAGCUUACGGUGAAGCAGAUCCUAUCCAACUUCACGCUGAUGGACUCGAACAAAUCGCCAAAGGAAAUCUUUUCCGCCGACAUCCAGAAGGAUCUGCUGCUGCUCGAGGAACAGGAGGGCUCGGUAAACUUUAAGUUCGGCGUGGUGUACAUGAAGGCAGGCCAAAAGUUAGACGACGAAAUGCUGAGCAAUGAAACCGGAAGUCCGGAGUUUGACGAUUUUCUUACACUGCUCGGCGAGAAGAUUCGGUUAAAGGACUGGGAGCGGUAUCGUGGUGGGCUCGAUGUGAAAGGUGACAUGACGGGCAAGCACUCCAUCUACACGCUCUACGAAGGGCACGAGAUAAUGUUCCACGUAUCGACGCUGCUACCAUUUAGCCGAGAUAAUCGACAGCAGGUCGAACGGAAACGGCACAUCGGUAACGAUAUCGUCAACAUCAUUUUCAUCGACGAAGCAUCCUCGGGUGAAGAGACGGAGUUCAUACCGAACAACGUAAAGAGUCAAUUUACGCAUGUGUUCGCCGUCGUGACCAAGCGUGGAACGCGCUACCGGUUAGCUGUCUACUGCGACGAAACCGUACCACCCUUUGGCCCAACGCUGCCCAAUCCGCCCGAAUUCGAGGAUCCCGCCGUCUUCCGGGACUUUCUGCUGGUGAAGCUGAUCAACGGUGAGAAGGCCACCUUUCAAACGCCAACCUUUGCAAGGAAGCGUGAACGGACGCUGGAAAUGUUGAUAAAGGAUCUGUACGAGGAGUAUGUGCACGACAAUAAAAUGAAUAUGCUGAAUAGACGAGCAUUCUCGGAGGUCCUUUACGAUGCACCACGCACGUCAAAGCUGAAGGAAGACGCCCGCCAGGUGGAGUUUGUUCGAAUCGGUCAAGCACUGAAGCUGGAAGCGAUCGUACGGGGUGAUGCACCGACCAGCAUCGCGUCGGCCGGCACAGUCUUCAAGCGUCCACCCUGGGAACCGCACUGCUUCUAUCCCACGUUCCAGCCGCGGAACGAUCUGGUCGGCGAUAGCUGGGGCCAGGAUCAGCUCUUCCUAGCCUCGGACGAAGGUACAUAUCUGAUCAAGGAGGACCAAACGCACCGGGUCGUGUUCGACAAGACGCUCUGCGUGAAGCAACUGAACGUGGUGGAAGAUCACGGCAUCAUGCUGGUACGCGGUGGAUCCGCUCUCCAGAAAGAUGGCCACCGGAUGCACGUGUUUCGGUUGAAUGAAUUUUCGGACGAUCGGUUAGUGCAACGCUCGCGGGUCGAUGUGAAAGAGCGACGGAUCGAGAAAACUCGCGGUUGCCAUCUGUAUGCGAUAUCAAGGGCGGGCGAGGCACAUCUGCGGAUGGCGGUAGCUGUGGGCAGAAAAUUGCUGAUCUAUCAGUGGAAACAUACUGCUGCCUGGACGUCCUGGUGCCCGAAUAGCGAUAACGAUACGGUGGAAGGAUUUCUGUUUCUCAAAGAAAUUCAUCUACACGAUUCACCGACGAUCAUGACGAUACUAGAAGGAUCAUGUCCUAAUGCGGGGUUGCUUAUUUGCGUUGGGUAUCGGCAUCACUUUGAAAUUGUGUCCGAGCUGACCGGACAUGCGACGAAGCUGCACGAAACGGACACGUUGAAGCGUACCCAAACACAUCUGGUGGCUGCGCUGGAUCUUUACGAUGGACAGGACACGGAAAUUCUGCUGUGCUAUAAUCAUACAUGUCACUUCCAGAAGCUAUCGGAGGAGUGCAACAAUAGCACCGAGUUUGACUUCCAGUUUAAUACGCCACCGUCGUCGGUUGUGUGCGCCUUUCCCUACAUUAUCGCAUUUACACCGGAUACGAUGGAGAUCCGGCUGCUCGUCAACGGAAAUCUCGUGCACACCGUUACAAUGGCCGAGCUGCAGCUCAUUACAUCCAAGAAAGAUAUCUUCUUCGUUACGACUGCUCCCGAGUUCAUUCCCAAAGGUGCCAAACUACGUGGUCUCGAUGCGGAAGAUCACGAACAGAUGAACAAACCCAGAAUCGAGGAGAGUCGAGUUGUACCCGAUACAGACGAUUCCUCCACAAGCCCUGGCCGUAGCAGACUGAGCUCAGACGAGGAGAACUCUUCCGGAGCACCGGCUGCACCUGCUCUCGAGUCGGAUGCGAACGAAUCGAGCAAGGAAACGAGCGUCGGUGGACUAACAACACCCCAGAUACAGCGCGCAAAGUCACUUCAAAACCCCAAACCAGAGCCGGAAAUUAGCAAACCGAAAGAGGUCACCCUCUCGGUGGACGAUCUGAAGCGACCAAUUUCCAAGAGUAACUCAUACGGUGAAGCAGGCUCCUCCUUUUCCAUACCGACCACUACGUGUAGUAAAGAUCUGGCGAAACAUUUCGGUGCUCAACCGCUCCCGAACACCAAGGAUCUUUGUAGACACUUUGGGGAAGCAUCCGUGCCGCCCAACUCACCACGCAACAGCACGAUCGUGAAGGGUACAUCGCCCAGCUCACCGACGCGUAAAUCCUUCAUCCGUCAGCCGACGCUCAAUCUGGGCAAAUCGCAGACGAACGAAGGCGAAACAUCACCUUCGAACGGGUCCUCCAACAGUAAGCCGUUGCGCAUCUACCGUAUACCGCUCACGAAUCUGACCGGCACUCACGUGCAGUCGCACCACUAUCACUAUCCAAGCAAUGAUCCUGCCAAAAAGCCGAUAGCGAUCGCUACCAAGAUGCAUCCAAGUGCGGCGAUUGCGGCGGCAGUCGUCACCCGGCCAAGCGAAAGUGCUCAGGAGCGGGUGCGUCAGCUGCAGUCGUCGAACGAGGAGGAUGAGGAGGGUAUCUCACCGUCGGACGAGUCGCACGGUGAGCUGGCGGAAGCGGUCGAAGUGGUCGUUCCACCGACGCUGAGCAUUUUCGAUCAAAUUCAGCAAGAUCUGCAGGAGCUCAGCAUGAAGGAUAAGCACGAGCAGGACGAGCUGUGCAAUUCGGUCCUGACGCCAUUGUAA
Molecule: messenger RNA, 3831 nt
Organism: Anopheles maculipalpis
Lineage: Eukaryota; Metazoa; Arthropoda; Insecta; Diptera; Culicidae
Product: GTPase-activating Rap/Ran-GAP domain-like protein 3
Exons: 13
Coding region: 1-3831 (1276 amino acids)
Biological process (GO): regulation of small GTPase mediated signal transduction; activation of GTPase activity
Cellular component (GO): cytoplasm
Molecular function (GO): GTPase activator activity
Source: RefSeq, a predicted model, not a curated record